Egretta garzetta (little egret) is the source of this 3320-nucleotide messenger RNA. RefSeq names its product transmembrane protein 237 (gene TMEM237). The transcript has 11 exons. The coding region runs from base 1 to 1206 and encodes 401 amino acids. Gene Ontology annotation, cellular component: ciliary transition zone. Gene Ontology annotation, biological process: cilium assembly. The record is from RefSeq and is a predicted model, not a curated record. NCBI's taxonomy places the organism in Eukaryota, Metazoa, Chordata, Aves, Pelecaniformes, Ardeidae.
AUGUCCCUGGAAGCCUGUGGCCAGACUCCCCCUUUCUAUGGGGAGCGAGUUCCUUCAGAGAAACUGGAAACUAAAGCUCGUAAUUAUGAAAUUCCGCUCAGUCGUCCCAAAAAAAGAAAGCCCAAAGGAAAGACUCCUUUAGGUGGCAUUGUCCAAGCAGCUGUUCGUCGGCAGUCUGAAAGCAGUGAGCCCCUAACUCCUGAACUUCAUGAUGUCCCUCCUCAGAGGAAACGCAAGAAGAAGAAAAUACCAACCGAUUCUGAGACCUCUUUUACCCAGCAAAAUGUCGCAUCCUUAUUUCAGAAUGGAAAUGGCAUGGAUGUCCCUGAAGCUGAAGAAACAGUGAUCCGCAAACAGAGAAAAAGAACAAAGAAACCUCGGCCAGCUGAAACACACUGUUCCAGUGAGCUGGAAGUGGAGGAAGAAGACAUCAUUGAAGACGAGCACAGAAAGAGCCCAGAUCAGCAGCCUGUGUUUGCUGCUCCCACUGGAAUUAGCCAACCUGUUAGCAAAGUGUUUGUUGAAAAAAAUCGGCGUUUUCAGGCAGCUGACCGUGCAGAAUUGAUUAAAACCACUGAAAAUAUCAAUGUACUUAUGGAUGUAAAGGCUUCAUGGACUACCAGAGAUGUCGCCCUCUCGGUGCACCGAAGUUUCAGGGUAAUCGGACUCUUUACCCAUGGCUUCCUUGCUGGGUAUGCGGUAUGGAACAUCAUUGUUAUCUACAUUUUGGCAGGAAAUCAACUGUCCAUGGUUUCUAAUCUGCUCCAGCAGUAUAAGACACUAGCAUACCCAGCUCAAAGUUUGUUCUAUUUGUUACUGUCUAUCAGUACAGUCUCAGCCUUUGACAGGAUUGAUUUGGCAAAAGCAUCGGUUGCACUGCGGGGCUUUCUUACCCUAGACCCAGCAGCAGUAGCCUCUUUCUUGUACUUUGCUGCUCUUAUCUUAUCCUUAAGCCAGCAGAUGACAUGUGACAGAAUAAAUCUCUACACACCACCUUUGGAAAAUGGCAGCAUCUGGGUGGCAGGUACAGAGGAAGAAAUUGUUCAGCCAUGGAUUGUGGUGAAUCUGGUAGUGUCUAUUCUAGUUGGGGCAAGUUGGAUCUUCUUGUCUUAUCGACCAGAGCUAGACCACAGUGAAGAACUGAUGUUUCAUGCUGAAAUUGAGGAAUUUCCCCAGGGAGAUAUCAUACCCAGAGUCCAGCCAUAGUGUGGAACAAACAUCUGCAAAUACUGUAGCUGUGACUGACGGCUCAACAUGCUGUGUAUUAUAGCCAUGUAUUAUAACUUUCUUAAAAAAAAAAAAAAGUAUUUUUGUAUUGUAUAUAUUGGAUUUUGAUCUUUUUAUGUAUGCUAUAAUUUCCAAAUGUGAUUGAAAACUUUUAUACUUUUACUUUUUAUUUUACAAAGUAGAUUAUUAUCUCUAGCACACAAAGUCAAGGUGGUUUUGUAAACAUUACUACCUAUAUAGCCAAAGAAACUAGAUGGAUGCAGAAGAUUAGGUAUUCGGAGCUUUUUUGACUGCUGUACAACAACCUGCUUUUGUUACUGAUGCUGAUGGCAGUUGGCUUGCUUGAUUUGGCUAAAUACUCUCUAGAGAUGAAGAAAGUAGUCUAAGGAAGAUUAUAACAAAACAGAGUUAGGAAACAAAAAUGACAGUUAGCAAGCAUAAAAUAAUGUGGGUUUAGUUGUCAUAAAAAGUAUUUGCUAGGGUAAGGAAUUGAAUUGUCAGGGAUUUUGUUUGAUAAUUCCUUAAAAGAGGAUGCUUUAUUUUUCUUCAUCUUCAUUUAGUUCUCAUGACCUUGAUGAUAAGUUCUUUCAAGUUGAUGUAGACACAAGAAACUGAACUUUUAAUGUUGCAACAGUUUGGUCAGCUAAUGAAUACUUAAAUACAUCUUUUAAUCAAGACGGUUCUUUUUGGCUUGCCCACAGGACAUAUGUACAUCCUGUAAUUUCUCAACAGUCAGGUGCAUAAGUAUUACAAAGCUAUUCACAGGAAUACUGUUCUGAUUUCUCCUUAUCUUGUAUGGCAAGAGCAAUAGUGUUAUUCACUGCUUUUUCUAAAGAAACUUGAAUUUCACAGAUGUUAAAAAUGUUCGUACUUCUGCCUAUUUUGUUGAAGAAUGAUUUCCCCCAAAAGGAUGUUUGUUGUUAGGAUGGAAUGGGAAAACUCUUCCUAAAAUUAUAAGAAAAUGCUUACUAAAGCAAAACAAAAACCCUAUAGCAACCAAUCUUCUGCAUAGGGAUGUAGUAGUAAUAGUGGCAGUUGGAGGGUUUUGAUGACGAAAGCCAAGAUUCUUUUAAAGUGGCAAAAUUAAACCAUUGCAGAUAUGAAUAAAUACAGAUCUCUUGCAGGAUGAAACAGUCUUCUUAGCAGACAUAGAAGAGAGCUCGUUUGAAAUCCAUUUCUCAAGAAAGUAUCACCUAAAGCCCAAAGACUAUUUGUAUAUGUUAAUUAAUAUGUAUUGAUUUUGCAUUUUUAUUUAAUAUGUGUGUCUAAGUGUGGUUGUAAAAGUUGUGCAGUUGUCAAAGUUUCCUGGAGAAUUACUUCACAUUCCAGUAGUGAAGGUAAGACUUGAAGGGGGAAGUUAAAGAGCCAGUAACUUUCAGUUCUGUUGCCAGAGUUGCUUUAGAACAAGGAUGGGAACAUGAAUAACUAGGGCUAGGACUUGAGUUCUGUUAUGCUCAUCCAGCAAAUUGAAGUAAUUAAAAAAUUCAUUUUCAUUACAUUUUUUUGGGGGGAGGGGGCAUGGAGAGGCAUGGAGAGGAAGAGUUUACCAGAAUUAAAAGGCUUUCCACAGCUGUUGGCUAUGUUCUGGGGCAUUCCCUUUGUUGUGUGAAGGGGCUGAGCUGUUAACCUUUUUUGUAAAUUGUUAUGGUUCUUGUGUAUUUUUUGCAAAACUGUAGAGCUGAAUUAUAGCUGGCACUCCACUGUCCAUUAAAAUGGAAAGAUUCAGCAUGCUGCUCCCCUUCAGUGUUACACUGGAGGUUCUUGUCAUAAUUUGGCUGUAGAUGGGUGAUGAGGCACUACGUAGUGUUCCCAUGCAAGUUGCUACCAUGCUUUCUCCAGAUGUGUGAUUUACAGAACUGUUGAGCUCCUGAAGAUGAGAUUAGUAAUGGCUUCUCAUUGUUGUUUGACAUUUCUGUCAUCUUGGCAUGGUAAGAAGUAUAAUUUUGCCCAUCAGAUAUGAAGCUCAGGCACAAUAGUGCUAAAGCAUCAAGUCAGUUCAGGAAAAACUUGAAUACCAUCAUUGCUUGAUUGCUGAUAUUAUUACUAGGUAUUGGCCUCCCAAGUAUCCCUUGGACAAAGUGAUGCCAGCCAAG